AUGUCGCGUGGUCGCCACGCCGACGAUAUCCUGAACAUUAAUGUCGGGGGAAAGAAGUACACAGUCCGACGUACAGAUAUGCUGGCCGAUCCUCGGUCAAAACUCGCUGAAUGGUUUAAACCAGGCACUGUGAAGCCAAUAGCAACAGACAAGGGAGGCAACUACUAUUUGGACAGAGACGCUAAAACGUUCCGUCACAUUUUGGCUUAUCUUCGUCUAAAAAAGGAGAAAUUUGUGCCAUCUCUUGCGUUACCGAGUAAACCGGAUGAUUUAGCCAAAUUGGUUGGUGAAUGUGAAGCGCUGAAUUUGGCUGAACUAAAAGAUCUUGCUCUGGACCUACUCCAAAAAUAUCAACGUACUGAAGAGCAACACUAUGUCACGUCAUUUGUACAGGUUACACUACGAGACUUUGAAAGUUGGCAGUUCGAAAGGGAACAGAACCAAAUUGCUUUGAAGAAGAAACCAUCAAACGACGAGGAAUACCAGCCAAACUCAGCAUACGAUGAAUGGGAUAAUCUUUGA
Molecule: messenger RNA, 522 nt
Organism: Strongylus vulgaris
Lineage: Eukaryota; Metazoa; Nematoda; Chromadorea; Rhabditida; Strongylidae
Source: the annotation of a GenBank genome assembly